GGUCCACUACCGCACACCUAGACCCAGCAGGCCAAUCAGACCACAUAAUCAAAGCUAUGAUGCUGUUGGCUCUAGCCAAAUGGGAAGAAGACCCUUUUGCACAUAUUGUAAAUUCAAUGGUCACACCAUAGAGCAAUGUUACAAAAGAAAUGGGUACCCACCUGUUUAUACUCCCAGACCAGCCAGUUUCAACAACCAAUAUCGAGGGCAAGCACAUUCAGCAGUCACUAUCCCACCAACUGGAUCACCUGGGAUCACAGGAACUCUCUCUAAUCUGAGGCUAUCAAGGGAGCAAUAUGAUCAACUUCAAGCUUAUGUCUGCGAUCCAAUUGGAACAUCCACUGGACAAUCAAGUUCUGGAGGUCAUUUAUCAACCUCUUCCCCUUACAAUGCAGCCGCAUUUGUAUCGUCAGUCACAAAUCCAGCAGGACCUUGUUUCGGGGAGGAGGAUUGGUAUGGC
Molecule: messenger RNA, 460 nt
Organism: Linum tenue
Lineage: Eukaryota; Viridiplantae; Streptophyta; Magnoliopsida; Malpighiales; Linaceae
Source: the annotation of a GenBank genome assembly